This is a messenger RNA of Vitis vinifera (wine grape), 1283 nucleotides long. RefSeq names its product TMV resistance protein N. Bases 257 to 685 code for a protein of 142 amino acids. NCBI's taxonomy places the organism in Eukaryota, Viridiplantae, Streptophyta, Magnoliopsida, Vitales, Vitaceae. The transcript has 2 exons. The record is from RefSeq and is a predicted model, not a curated record. Gene Ontology annotation, biological process: signal transduction.
CGGUGUGGGCUUCCUAUUGUUUCCACUGCCAGGGUCUCAGCUUCUUGAAUGGAUCCCAGCCCUUUCCCUGAAGCUUCCAUAAAGAUAAUCUAGAAGUUGAAUUCUUCUCUUUCCCUGUUGACCACUGACUUGGAGAGGACUUCUUCAUGGUUUUUCUUAUAAUUCCGUGAUUCCGUCGUUGGAAUUAUCACUAUCAACUGAACCCCAUUUUCUUCACAGCUUAACCUGCCAAGAUUCGUCUCUAAUCGGGAGAUCGAUGGCUGCAGCAUCUUCUUCUUGUCAAGGGAGUUACGAUGUUUUCUUGAAUUUUAGGGGAAAAGACACCCGCAACGGCUUCACCACUCACCUUUAUGAAGCCCUGUGCAAUAAAGAAAUCCGGACUUUCAUGGAUGCCGACAAGAUUGUCAAAGGCGAGGAAAUAUCGGCAUCACUUGUUACAGCAAUGGACAAGUCCAUGCUUUGCAUUGUUGUUUUGUCCAAAAACUAUGCUUCUUCCACAUGGUGUUUGGACGAGCUUGUUCAGAUCCUCAAGUGCAAAAAUGCCAAGAAACAAACAGUUUUGCCCAUCUUCUACAACGUAAAUCCUUCUGAUGUACGAGAACAGAAAGGGAGUUUUGCAAAAGCCUUCGCUAAACUUGAAGAGAAGUUCAAGGAGAAGAUGGAGAGGGUGCACAUAUGGAAGUAGGCUCUCACUGAAGUCGCUAACAUAUCUGGCUGGGAUGCCAGAAACAGACACGAGCCUACGCUUAUCAAGGAAAUUAUUCAAUACAUUUACAGGUAAAAGAGCGAAUUUCGAUGCCCAAUAUUUCUAUUUUACCAAGUAUUGAGGAAAGGAGUGAAUUCUCACUUACGAGCAAAAGGAAAAUCAAUCAAGCCAAAGAAAUAGACAUCAAGGAGUCAAGAGAUGCCAUGGUAGUAUGUUCUUUCUUAGACAUAAUGGAUCCCGAUAUUUCUACUUCAUUGACUAUUGGGCAAAGGAGCAAAGUCCCGCAAAAUUGAGGAAAUGAAAGAAACAAAAAUCACUCACACUUCCCACUCAAGUUUCCUAAAUCUUCUUUCCCCUCCCAUUGACCUAGACGUUUUCUUGCUUCUCUCUUUACCUCCCUCUUCACCUCCUUCUUCACCUCCCUCUUCGCCUCUUAAUCCUUGGAUACAUUGGCAUUGAACACAAGCCCUUCAACAUGGAAAGAUGACCAUUUGCCUAAAGGAAUUAUGUUUCAUUAAUCUACACAUAUACAUUGUGUAUAUGGUGAGUUUGUCUCCUUAGAAAUGAAAUAUUGAAU